Molecule: messenger RNA, 2903 nt
Organism: Neurospora crassa OR74A
Lineage: Eukaryota; Fungi; Ascomycota; Sordariomycetes; Sordariales; Sordariaceae
Exons: 3
Coding region: 1949-2653 (234 amino acids)
Source: RefSeq, a predicted model, not a curated record
CAAAUGCAACAAAUGGUUCCUCCGUUCGUCCUGUUGGCCAAUUUCACAAUGUCUCGGUUCACAAGCUGAGAACGAGUUGUCUUUGUUUCAUGGAUGGACUACGUGAAUCGUUCUUCACUACGAAAUUGAGAACCAAGACUAGACCAAGCGACCGAUUCUCAUUAUGGACAUUUGCGGUUAUUCGUCCCUUUUUACUGUGCUUCAAGUCUCCUUUGCUGUGUAUGUUCUGACUAUGGUAUGUGAGUGCGGAGAUUUUACAUCCCGUUCGAUGCGGUGAUCAAUUUCUCUUUGAGGAUGGCUCGUUGGAGGGAAGUUGGAGGACUCAACAUCGUGGUUGCUCUUUCCCGCGAACCUUGGGAAUGAGUGAUGUUGGCGAGGAACGCUUUCCCUAACAUGACAGACUCAGAUAGCAGACACAGUGAGGCAUCUCUGCCCUGGAAUGUUAGUAUGAGGGAGGUGGGCCGCCCAGAUUUUUUUUUUGGUUUGGGCUUCGGCUUUAUUUCCGACAUCAUCAUCACCAUCAUCAUCGUCAUCAGCACCAGCACUUAUUCUAGCAAUCCAAGAGGCAUUCCCGAUUGAUCAUCAAUUAGUACGAGUAUUUUCGGUCACCUGGAAAACGACAAGCAGUUCCUCGACAUACGAACGAACCCCUAGGCAGAACCAACCGGCAUCGGUAACAACAGACAAAUCCCGAACAUGUGCAUGUACAACUAGGAGUUUCACCAGUGUGGUUGUCCUGUCCAUGAACACCCACCACAUGCAAAGCUCGUACUCUGCCCGCUGAGCUGUCCUAGGCCCUAUCGAGACCAGCUCGUCUUUUCUCCCCAGGAUUGCGGAACUCCCCAUUGCGUAAACGUACAACACUACUGGAGUUGGCUCAUCAACACGCGCCGAAAAGGACCGCAGCACUGGCACAUGUUCUGUCAUGACUAUCGCGCUUGGAGAGUUGCUCACGAGAGACAUAUAGAGCACGGUGCGCCACCACAUCCAUACCACAACGGUAUUCCAAUUUGGCAUCGCGCCUAUCCUUACUAGAAUGAAGCCGGCCCGGGCGCCGCCGUCGCCGUUGAUUACAGCGCCGGUAUUUGUUCAGGUCCUAUCUUGGGCACCCUUUUACAGCUGGUUCCUCUACCGCCGAUGCGGUCGACGAUCCCAUGGUGGCAGGAUAAGACAAAAGAACAACGCGAACAGGUGCUGCGGGAGCAACAGAUUUUGUUCCCGUAUUGUACACGAGAAGAAAUCUGGAGUCUUCUGCAAGGUCGGCCCCUUCCGAUCAAUGCGCUGUCUUUGGAUCCGGCGCUGGAAAAAGAACUCGCUGAUCGGUUUGCCUAUCCUUUGCGUCUCCCUCUUGACGCAGAUGAAUGAAGAACACAAGUUAGCUUGACGGGAAAUGAUCAGAGGGGAAAUCUAAUCAACCACUCCUAGCGGCGAGCAUCCUGGAGUAGAGUAUCAGUUAGGUUAUCAUGGUUUUAUAUCACGGCUACCCCAUCCUUGAGUCUUUUGAAUCUUUUACCUGUGACGCGGCUGACCCCUCGCCUGUUCUUUCCCAUGUAUACGUCGUCAUGGAUACCAGAUGGAUAGAAAUCAGGCUGCUCCUUCCCAAAGAUCGUCAGUUGCCUCAAAGUGAAGGCACCUACUUAGUGCUUGAGCUCGUAUCAGUGGAAGUUGCUGUCGAGUGAGAGUGAUCACCUUCAACAUGGCCCCAAGAAAGCAACAAUUCCGUGUUCCAUGGGCUUCUUACUUCUGCAUCAUCAUCAUCACUCCACGAAUUCUCAACCAUAACACUGCACAAACGCGAGCGUACAUCCCCGUUGUCUACGCCUUAUAUCCCUACACUUAUCCUCUUUGGAACAAGAUAAACACUUGUUAGACCAUCAGAAGCUUCGUACGCUCAAUCUUCAGCAAAAAACGACCUACUAAAGGCCACAAGACCAAACCGAAGCCCGGAAUGUGUCUGCGGGUGCUAGUUCUUUAUCAAUGUGGAUGUAACGCGACCCGAACCUUUUCAGAAUACCCUGAACAAACCUACGAAAUAUGGUCUUGCCAUGGGUACACACCUUCCUGCUACGUGUGCCGCUUGUCUUGCGUUUACAUCCUCGCCAACGACUGUGGCCGACCAACCUGCAAAGCCGUGAGAAACUAUUGGGGCUGGCGAGUCCAUCAUGGGCUCUCUCCUGAGGCCACCUGGCUGGUAUUCGCCCAAUUUUAUGACCGUUGGUAUGCCGCCGGCGCCAACGACCAAGCCUUACCCGUAGCUAUUAACCACCCACACGAACUUGUCCCUCACCGAUGGGACUACAGGUACCCCCGUUACGACCAGCCGGGGUUCCUCUGCGAUCCAAGGAGGAACUACAGCACUCGGAUGAAGAACACAGCAGACGCGCCGCAGCCGCCGUGGCCUGUUUUCGAUGUUCCCAACCCGGACCCGGACCUCAACAUUGACUACGAAAAUUAUCCAACGCUGAACAAGCGAGUACUCGAGGAGGAAGAUCCGCGGCCACUGGGACUCGGACGGGAAGAGGACUUGCAGCCGCCGGCACCUUUGGAGGACGGAGUCCGCGUAGGUCCUCGCCGCCUAACGAUAGCGCAACUGCACAUGGUCCAAUAUUACCAUUGGGAGUGUACCUUUGAGAUAAGUGGAAUCAGCGAGUAGUAGUCUUGGUGUGUAAGCGUGGAACGAGUGGUAGCUAUCGAUAAUGGUGUCGGUUAUGCGUUGUAUUUAUGAAGAAGUUGAAAUAGGGUGUACUACCGGGAGUUGGGCGAACAACGAUUCCCAUCUGCUUGGGUUGCGCGGCUUAGACGGGGAAAGGGGGUGAGUAAGCAGGGGCGGGAGAUAAACUGCUUUUAUACUUGUAAGUUUCAACACGUAAAGGAAUGGAUAAUCAAUUUUUUACCUUCCCUUC